Messenger RNA from Megalopta genalis, 1480 nucleotides. The record is from RefSeq and is a predicted model, not a curated record. Lineage: Eukaryota; Metazoa; Arthropoda; Insecta; Hymenoptera; Halictidae.
UCGCUUCAAUCAAAAUAACUGCAACAUCUCAAGCAAUCCUCCAAUAUUUCGAAUUCAGUGUAUCGUUCGCAGAGCUAAGGAACUCAGACAUUCCAUAGUAAAUCAUUAGAGGAGUGAAAACCUGGACCACCAUUGACGCAACCCAUUUGCAAUCAUCGAUGGCCCAAUGGAACGAGAACCAGUUCCAGUCUGUAGGAAGAAAGAUCAUUCCAGUUCCUCCUCAGGAUGUUCUUCCGCGAUCGGGCCACCUUGACACUGACCACUCUCGCCGAGACGCAUUCGAUCCUGAUUGCUCGAACGGCUCGAAGCGACUCCGCGCGAUGCGCCUGCAAACAUCGAUCAUCAUAUCGACCGCCGUUGCUUUGAUCUGUUCCGCGAUGGAGGUGGCAGAAACGAUGUCAAGAUCAGCGAUGCUGGCGCAGCGGCCAACCAGGAUCGUCGGAGGCAAGGACGCCGAGAAAGGACUGCAUCCUUGGCAGAUGUCGGUGCACUGGGGCGACAGAUCGAAGAAGAUCCAGCCGAGACACGUCUGCGGCGGCAGUCUGUUGACAGCAGGUUGGGUGCUGACGGCAGGACACUGUGUCACCCUUGCUCCUUCCAAAGGGGAGUACCUGAUCCUUGGUGGGAAGUACAAACUCGGCGUUCCGGAGGACACCGAGCAGAGCAGGCUCGUCAAGAACGCUUAUGUUCAUCCACUAUACGACGGGACCGUAGCACCGUACGACAUUGCCCUGAUGAGCCUAGAACAGCCUUUCGACCUGAACCCAUUCGUUUCGACUGUGGCUUUGCCAUAUCCGGACUCGAUACCAUCCGGAGAUGUCAUGCUGAGUGGGUGGGGUAGUAUCGGAAGAACACGACGUCCAAAGACCCCGGAGAAGCUGCAGGCAGCCGUGUUGCCUAUCGUCGAUUACGCUUUGUGCAAACUCACAUUGGACAAGAGUCUGAAGAGGAAAGACAAGAAUCCUCUGCAUCCGACAAAUAUUUGCACCGGACCUUUGGAUGGAAGCUUGUCAGCUUGCAAGGGCGAUUCCGGAGGUCCUCUGGUGAGAAGGAACGAUUUCGGCGAAGCGGAAGUGGUCGGCAUAGUUUCCUGGGGACUGUUCCCCUGCGGUGGUAAGAACGCCCCCUCGGUUUACACGAGAGUGUCCGCGUUCGUGACGUGGAUCAUCGUGAUCAUGUUAAAUUAUUCCUAAUCGCUGCUCGUCGAUGUUAUCACACUCCUAAUCGGACUACACCGAUUAAGAAGAAUUUCCUGACAACUGUGUUAUAAAUACACGUACUUCGUUCCGAUAAAUAGAUAGAAUUAAGUGAUCGAAUUCCUCGCGGAGAUUGCAGAAUGCAUUGUUAAAAAUAUGCGGCAUUAAAAGACAACGUAUCUUCGAUAGACCGAUCGUUCUUAUCGCGUUCGUCUCCCCACCCACUUCGCGAUCCUUCUUUCUGUAUCGUAACCGACUUGCAAAUAAAAACGCUCCUUAUCCAG